Penaeus vannamei (Pacific white shrimp) is the source of this 2079-nucleotide messenger RNA. Lineage: Eukaryota; Metazoa; Arthropoda; Malacostraca; Decapoda; Penaeidae. The record is from RefSeq and is a predicted model, not a curated record.
UGCUUGGUGUCCGCACGCAGGCGAGGGAAGGAAUCCGAGGGACGCGCGGUUUUGUUCGUAGAGAGAGCGCGAGAGUGCUCGCGACCGGGCCAUGGAGCCCCUGCCCCUGGAGCCCCCGCCCGCCCCCGCCCCCGCCGCCCCUCAGUACCCCGCCGAGAACGGCGCGGCAGACCAGUACCCCGAGGGCAGCGCGGUGGCCCUGCCCAGGAUGUUCCCCCUCGACGCCGCCGCCGACAAGAUGUUUCCCAACGAGAACGGCGCCGGCGCCACCUCGCGCCUCUACCACAGCGACGACAGCGCGGUGCGGCGCAUGUACCAGCGGGAGAGCGGCGCCCUCCGCAGGAUGUACCACAGCCUCAGCGACUACGGGAUGUACCCUGCCUACCUCUCCGGCCUGGGGCUCUCCACCAUAGCGCCCAGCGAACCAGGUGACGCUGUCUGUGGGGGGAGUGGCACGCGUAGCCCCGCCCACGCCUAUCAGCCGGCAGCAGCCGCCACGCCCACGUCGUCCAUGCCCCGCCUCCACGCCUCGAGCAGCGGGCUGGGCGGCUCGGCGUCCCGACUGAGCGCAGGAGCGGCAGGAGGCGCCGCCGGCUCCUACCCCGGCCUCGCAGGGAGCAGGCUGGGGGGGUCCUACACGGGCCUGGUGUCCUCGGCGUCCUCGGGCUACGGGUCGACCGCGGGGGGCGUGCUCCCCGCCGCGCCCUCGCGCCACGAGGACUCCGAGGACCUCUCCGACGUGUCCUCGGGCGCCACCUCCGAGGACUCGGCCAGAAGAAGACGACGUCGCUCGGCGCAGUCAGCCAAAGGGGGAAUGAGGACUUCGAGUGGGUGCGCGCGUCGCCCAUGCUGACGGGGCUCCUGGAGGGCCACGUCACGCGGCUGGCCACGCCCCCCGACCACCGAGGACUCCGGACCAGCCUGGCCACGCCGCCCGAGUCCGGCGAGGAGGGCGGCGGCGGCGGCCCCGCGCACCGCCACCGCCAGUACCCGCGGCCCCCACCGCGCGCCGCGCCGCGCACGCUGGAGCCGACGGACCUGGUGCCGCACCGCCCCCUCAGGGACGGCCUCAGGGACUCCCGCGACCGCCUGUACUCGCCGUCGCGCGACCUGGCCGGCCACCGCCGCUCCAGGGACUCGUCCGUGGAGCGCAGCGGCCGCGACUCGUCGUGCGAGCGCGGGUCGGUGUCCAGCCUGCACCAGCACGCCCACCACCACCACCACCACGCCCCCGGGCCCCGCCUGCCGCACCACGCCUGCGACUGCCCGUCCUGCUGGUGCGACGAGGACGAGCCCGGCUACGACUCCUGCGACGAGCGCCACCACCACCACCGCCACAGCUACCACGAGGGCCUCCACCACGCCCACCUGCACUCGCUGCCGCCGCACCACCACCAGACGUGCGGGCGCGAUGCCGCGCGCGAGCGGCGGGCGCGCGGGCAGGGCUCGGGCGACAGCGGGCGGUCGUCGCCGGGCUGCUGCCGCCACUGCCACCCGCUGGGCUCGCUCAGCUCGCUCUCCAGCCACGACUACUGCGCCAACAGCCGGCUGGCGCUGCCCUGCGCCUCCAAGGUGGGUGGCGCCCUCGCCACGCUCCAGGGGGCGCGCCGACAUCGCCGCCUCGACUCAGACUACAUCGCGUUGUGGAGCUGCCACUCCCCGCCGGUACGUGCCGCCCACGCCAGGCUGCCCACACCAGGGCGCCCGCACUGCCGCCCGCGCGCCGGCGCCCGGCCUCCCCUCAUGCCUAGCCACACCCGCCGCGGGCGAGAACCCUUGUCCCGGCGCCGCGACUCGCCCGAGCCGCGGGCGGGCAUGGGCGCGGCGCGCGGCGGGCGCGUGCUGUCGCUGGUUGCCGUGGCGCUAACGAUGAAGUUCUGCAUUGAGGUGGCCAUGUCCUCGGCGAGCACCCUGGUGGGGCUGCGGUGUGCUAGCCCCUCGGCAGGCGCCGACGGGGCUCUGAGCCGGUGUUCGGGCUUGCGGAAGAAAGGCUCCCUGCCGCGCUUUCCCAAGACGGUGUGCAUUGAAGUGAGACUUUUGUUUAGACUAACACGAAUGUACCACUUUCUUCAAAUGUGA